Armigeres subalbatus is the source of this 2763-nucleotide messenger RNA. Its product is annotated as aldehyde dehydrogenase, dimeric NADP-preferring-like. Gene Ontology annotation, biological process: aldehyde metabolic process. NCBI's taxonomy places the organism in Eukaryota, Metazoa, Arthropoda, Insecta, Diptera, Culicidae. Bases 725 to 2587 code for a protein of 620 amino acids. The transcript has 11 exons. Gene Ontology annotation, cellular component: cytoplasm. Gene Ontology annotation, molecular function: aldehyde dehydrogenase (NAD+) activity. The record is from RefSeq and is a predicted model, not a curated record.
ACUCAGCACCAAUUUUUGACGGUCUUUGUUGUUGUCAACGAAUGUAGGGAAGAAAGCCGAAACCAGUCAGCUGGAUUUUCAUUAACGUUCAGUUUGGUUUGAGCUUUUUCGUGAAGGGGUUUUGGGUGUUUUUGGAGAUAUUUGUUUUAACUAGCAUCUUGGGCAGCUUUGGCAGCGUGAUUUGGGACUGGAUGAAAUAUUCGACUGGCGGUCUCCAAACUUGACGGUAGGGGAGAUUUAAACAGAGCGAUUAGUUAUUUAUUUUCGGCUAUGAGCCGUGGCGUUAGUGGCGAUGGUCGUCGUGUUUGAGUACAACGUGGAAUUCAUAUUUGCAUACUAAAGUUAGUACCAAUAUUUGAUAUUGCGCGUUAUAACACAGGUGAUAACUAGCAGUGUGAUGAAACGUUCUCGGAUAAAGCUGCGGAAUAGAAUCAUUAUAUAUCAAAAGUGUACAGAGUUUUAAAAGUGUGUCAGUCAUAAUUAGUGUGUCAAAACAUCAUCAAAAUUGAAUACAUCGAUCUUUACGCAAAUCUACCGAUACAAAUUGUACAAUUUCAACGGUCAAAAUUUGCUGUGUGAAAGUGGAGCACUGGUUUCAACCACGUGAAUGCGUAGAGCUAAAACCAAAUAGUUUUGGACGUUCGAAAGCCGCUCGCUAAGGAAGAAAAAGUUCAGUAUACGCUCACAUUCCACUUUAUUGACAAUCAGACAUCAAAUUACUGAUAUGGAUACGCUCCAAAAGCAAAAUACCACUGGGCUGGACGAAACGCAUCUAUUUGGCACGGUGCCGGACGCGCUGCCCGAUGAGAAUGAUCCAUCGCUUGAGUAUGCCCUACAGUCAAAACUCAGUCUACGUUCGUCCUCGCCCGAAGCCAACGACAAAAGCUCCGGCAUUGGCAGCACCGUGAGUAGCAUUGCAACGGCCGACAACGUGCAACAGAAGACAUCGCCGGACCGCACAAGCGGUGAUUUGUUUUUGCCGGCUCGAUUCUCGGGGAGCAUAUCUCCGACCAUGGACGAGACAGCCGGGCAGAGUGAGAGUCUACAAACCGUUGUGAUUGACAUUGAAAAUGGAGAUGUGAACAAGAAUAACGACGAAAUGAGCUAUGCAGACGUGGUACAACAGCUUCACACGACCUUCGCCAGCGGAAAGACACGUAAUGUCGAAUUCAGGGAGCAGCAACUUAAAAACUUGCUGCGCAUGUACGAGGAGAACUCCGCAGAAAUGGUGAACGUGCUGGCGGCCGACUUGCGGAAGCACAAACAGGAGGCACACGUUCUGGAGAUCGACUUUCUGAUCAAUGACAUUCGAAACACUAUCUUCAACUUUCGAGAAUGGGUCAAACCGGAAAAACCGGAGAAAACCAUGGUCAACAUCAUGGACGGUGUGUACAUCUACAAAGAUCCGUACGGGGUGGUUCUGGUGAUUGGAGCCUGGAACUAUCCGCUGCAGUUGACCUUGGUCCCGGUUGCGGCUGCCAUUGCCGCAGGCAAUUGCGUACUCAUAAAGCCGAGCGAAGUAGCGGCGGCGACAUCCAAGUUCAUAGCCGAGACUAUACCGAAAUAUCUUGACUCGGAAUGCUAUCGCGUGGUUGAAGGAGGUGCAAAAGAAACGUCAGAAAUCUUGAGACAGAAGUUUGACUACGUAUUCUACACCGGGUCCGGUCGAGUCGGACGAAUUGUGCAUCAGGCAUGCAACGAGAACCUGACACCGUGCACGCUGGAGCUGGGCGGCAAGAGCCCUUGCUACAUCGACAGCAGCGCGGACAUUCCCAUCGCAACGAAAAGAAUCUUGUGGGGCAAAUUCAUCAAUGCCGGCCAAACUUGCAUCGCGCCGGACUACUUGCUCUGCUCGAAACAGGUCCAGAAACAGUUCGUGGAGGAGGCGAAAAAAAUACUGAAGGAAUGGUAUGGCACCAAUCCGAAGGACAGUCCCGAUCUGUGUCGCAUCAUUAAUCAGCAACAUUUUCAACGUUUAAGUGCCAUGAUCAAGGGAGCAAGUGUCGCGAUCGGUGGAGAAACGGACUCUCAGGAAAAAUAUAUUGCCCCCACAAUCCUCGUCGACGUCAACUCGAAUGACCCCGUAAUGCAGGACGAAAUUUUUGGCCCCAUCCUGCCCAUCAUCAACGUCGACAAUGCGUACGACGCUAUCCGUUUCAUAAAUUCAAGAUCACCCGCGCUUGUUAUGUACAUCUUCACGCAAGACAAAAAACUGCAAGAUCUCUUCAUUCAUGGUACGAGGUCCGGCAGCAUGUGCCUCAAUGAUACCAUCAUGCAGUACGCUGUUGAAACACUGCCAUUUGGAGGCGUUGGACCGAGUGGAAUGGGCGCCUAUCACGGAAAGUACUCGUUCGACACGUUCGUGCACAGAAAAUCCUGCCUGGCAAAGGACUUCAACCCAAUCGGCGAGAAGCUGGCCUCCUCUCGAUACCCGCCAUACUCGGAUAGCAAGCUAUCCUUCCUGACCACGCUGCUGAAGAAGCGCCAGGGAUUGUCGAUGAAAUUCCUGCCCUAUAUAAUGAUGUUCGGCAUCGGAGUGGCCACUACGCUUAUCGUGAGUUCUAUAGUGAAGAGGCGUGCGCACUGAAAGUUUAUUUCUAACAGGAAAUAUAACAAACGAUCAAAGCACUACAGCAUCAGUUAGUUGUAUGUAAUUUUUUAUGAUUUAAAGUAUUAUGCUUUUAGAGUUUUACACGUAGACGCAUAUUUUAGAAUUUAAAUUUUAUUGAAUAAGCAAUAAAGUUGAUGAGAUUCACUUGUAAA